Messenger RNA from Drosophila bipectinata, 2756 nucleotides. RefSeq names its product serine/threonine-protein kinase PAK mbt (gene mbt). Gene Ontology annotation, cellular component: cytoplasm. Gene Ontology annotation, biological process: intracellular signal transduction; regulation of MAPK cascade; protein phosphorylation. Lineage: Eukaryota; Metazoa; Arthropoda; Insecta; Diptera; Drosophilidae. The record is from RefSeq and is a predicted model, not a curated record. Gene Ontology annotation, molecular function: protein serine/threonine kinase activity; ATP binding.
GUUAUUGCAAAGGGCGGUAAAGAAAAAGUCGCCACUACCAGGCGCACCACCAUCUCGGAUCGGAUAGCGGCUCGGACCGGAACUGGGCGAAGCCACCACCACCUCCAACAUGUUCUCAAAGAAGAAGAAGAAACCGCUGAUCUCGAUGCCGAGCAACUUUGAGCAUCGCGUGCACACGGGCUUCGACAAGCGGGAGAACAAGUAUGUGGGCCUCCCGCUCCAAUGGGCCUCCAUUGUGGGCAACAACCAGAUCCUCAAGUCCACCAACCGUCCCCUGCCGCUGGUGGAUCCCUCGGAGAUCACGCCCACGGAGAUUCUCGACCUGAAGACCAUCGUGCGUCCGCACCACAACAACAACAAGGCGGACACCACAUCGCUGAACAGCAGCAGCACGAUGAUGAUGUCCUCGGGCGGUCCUCCGAUGCCCAUGCCAGGUCCUGGCAUGCCCGGAAUGAUGGGCCAACAUGGCAUGAUGCCAGGCGAGCCUGGCGGCGGUGGAGGCAUCAUACUUCCGAAAACAUCGCACGUGGCCAGAUCCAACUCCCUGAGAAGCUCCAGUCCGCCGCGAGUGCGCCGGGUGGCCAAUGUGCCGCCCUCGGUGCCCGAGGAGGAGACCGCCUCGAUUGGGGGAGCGGGCGCAGCGCCCAGUGGAGCAUUUAAGCCGCCGGGUCAUCCCAUGCUCUAUCCGAGUCAGCAUCCACACGCCAACGGGGGAGCAGGAGCCUCAGUCACCGGGCCGCUGGCCGUGCGCACGGAUCAGCAGUAUCGCAGCAACCUGGCCCCGCCCGGGUCCAUACCCCAGCAAACGUCCCCGGUGGGUUCGGUGGCCAGCGGAACACGAUCCACCCACUCACACACCAACAAUGGAAAUGCCAGCGGCGGCCCCGGAUUCCCACCCAUGUACCCCUCCAAACCAGGGGCUGGCGGCGGCGAUCAGAACCUGAAUCCCCUGCACCCGCACCCCCAUCCGCAUCCACACAACCACCUGGCCAAGUCGGCGUCCCGCGCCUCCAGUUCAAGCGGCGGAGCGGGCAGUGCCGCCAACCUGACGGCCGCCCAGCAGGCGGGCGCAGCGCAACCGAAGCAGGAGCAACGCCUCACCCACGAGCAAUUCCGCGCCGCGCUCCAGAUGGUAGUGUCGGCCGGUGAUCCCCGCGAGAACCUGGAUCACUUCAACAAGAUCGGCGAGGGAUCGACAGGCACUGUCUGCAUAGCCACCGACAAGUCCACAGGUCGCCAGGUGGCCGUGAAGAAGAUGGACCUGCGCAAGCAGCAGCGCCGAGAGCUGCUCUUCAACGAGGUGGUCAUCAUGCGCGACUACCACCACCCCAACAUCGUGGAGACGUACUCUAGCUUUCUGGUCAACGACGAGCUCUGGGUGGUGAUGGAGUAUCUGGAAGGCGGCGCCCUCACCGACAUCGUCACCCAUUCGCGGAUGGACGAGGAGCAGAUAGCCACUGUCUGCAAGCAGUGCUUGAAGGCUUUGGCCUAUUUGCACUCACAGGGCGUCAUCCAUCGAGACAUCAAGUCGGACUCCAUUCUCCUGGCCGCUGAUGGGCGCGUGAAGCUGUCGGACUUUGGAUUCUGCGCCCAGGUCUCCCAGGAGCUGCCAAAGCGCAAGAGUCUGGUGGGCACGCCAUACUGGAUGUCGCCGGAGGUCAUUUCCCGCCUGCCCUACGGACCCGAAGUGGACAUCUGGUCGCUGGGCAUCAUGGUCAUCGAGAUGGUGGACGGCGAGCCGCCCUUCUUCAACGAGCCGCCGUUGCAGGCGAUGCGCCGUAUCCGGGACAUGCAGCCGCCGAAUCUGAAGAACGCCCACAAGGUGUCGCCGCGACUGCAGUCCUUCCUGGACAGGAUGCUGGUGCGGGAUCCGGCGCAGCGUGCCACCGCGGCGGAGCUGCUGGCGCAUCCGUUCCUGCGCCAGGCGGGGCCGCCGUCGCUGCUGGUGCCGCUGAUGCGGAACUCACGGCACCACCCGUAGGCCGGCACCGCGGCGCCAAGGGACGAACACUAGUAUUAACAUUCAGCUUGGCAACUGUACUUAACCCGCUCGAAACAUUGUAAAGUCAUUGAAGCCGGCAGCGGCAGCACAUCCAUCCAGCACAUUCUAGCAAACACACAUUCCCCACUCCUACUCCCGCCCCUCGAGUAUCCUUCAGAGAAAGCAAUGUGCCUUCCACGCACUCUCCGAAACACCCGGAAAGAGUUCGACUGCCGACCUCCGACAGGACCAUGUACUGACCACAUAUACACCAUAUGCAUUUCGCUCUCUGUUCUUGUCAAACGUCGGUCUGUGUCGUGAGCGUGUACGAUUUUGGAACCUGCCUAUAAACACUGUUCGAAUAAUAAUAGUGCGCUAAGAGAUAUGUUAAACUCGAUAUAUAUAUAUAUUUUAUACACAGAUCUAUAUUAUAUUUUUGUAAGCAAAGCGAAGCAACGAUGGAACGAAUCGGAGAGAGACGGAUAUAUACAUACACCCAGGAGGCGAACGCAAAGUCGAAAGAGACGGGGCUAUGGAGGGCCUUAUAAUAUUGCAUAUUUUUGAAACAUAUAUUUAUAAACAUACUAUACUCUCGCGGUAACCAUGUUACGGCGGGACCUGUUGAGUCGCCGAUCGAACCACAAAAACAUUCCCCAUUUUAUCUACGAAAUUUUAAGAAGUUGUGUAGCCAUCGAGCUCCGUUCCGAUCUGUUUUUUUUUUUUAACGAACCGAUUUCACCCGUGUAAUUUAUAAUAAAACUAAAUGCGAAAAGUA